AUGGAAGAUCAAGAACUGCACAAGAAUUCACGUGUUGUUAAGGUUGAUUCUGCAGAAUCAUGGAACUUUUAUGUGAAUCAAGCCAAGAAUCAGAGUUGUCCUAUUGUGGCUCAUUUCACAGCAGCAUGGUGUAUUCCUUCUGUGUUUAUGAACUCAUUCUUCGAAGAACUUGCUUCAAGCUAUAAGGAUGCUCUGUUUCUCAUAGUUGAUGUUGAUGAAGUCAAGGAAGUGGCGAGUCGGCUAGAGGUAAAGGCCAUGCCGACUUUUCUGUUCUUGAAAGAUGGUAAUGCGAUGGACAAAAUCGUGGGCGCAAACCCUGAUGAGAUCAAGAAAAGGGUCGACGGUUUUGUUCAGUCCUCGCGCGUUGUUCAUAUUGCUUAG
Messenger RNA from Arabis nemorensis, 381 nucleotides. The record is from the annotation of a GenBank genome assembly. Lineage: Eukaryota; Viridiplantae; Streptophyta; Magnoliopsida; Brassicales; Brassicaceae.